AACCACAGUAAAUACCCAAUCAUGUCUCAAGGUACCUUAUAUGUUAUGGAGAUGUCUCCAAGAUCCUACGUCAAUGCCAACAUUGUCAAGCACUUCGGCUUGGAUGUUGCCAUUAAGACUGAAAAGGAUGAAGCUUUCAACCGUGCUUUCCCAUUAGGUAAGUUACCAGCCUUCAUUGGUCCAAAGGGUUACAAGUUACACGAAUGUUUAGCCAUCUCCAACUACUUGGUCUCCUUAGUUCCAAAGGACGAAGUCAAGGGUUUCUUAGGUAAGAACAACCAAGAAUUCGCUUCUAUCAUCAAGUACUUGUCCUUGGUUAACCAAGAAUUCGUUCCAGCUCAAUACCAAGCUCUCUUCAUGAUCAACGGUAGAUUCCCAUACAACAAGAAGCAAGUUGACGAACACUUGGCCAACGCUGAAAAGGUUGCUGCUAUCUUGGAAGCCAGAUUAUCUGAAUUCACUUACUUGGUUGGUGAACGUGCCACCUUAGCUGAUUUCUUUGUUGCUGCUUCCAUCUCUGAUGGUUUAAAGACUAUCUUUGCUAAGCCAUUCGCCAAGAAGUUCCCAUCCAUUGCCAGAUGGUUCCAAACCGUCUCUAAGCACGCUUUCUUUGAAGGUAAGUUUGCUGACUUUGUCAUUCCUGAACAAGCCUUAGUCUACACUCCACCAAAGAAGGAAAAGAAGGAAAAGAAGCCAGAAGCUGCUGCUGCUCCAAAGAAGGAAGCCAAGAAGGAAGUUGCUGAAGAAGCUGCUCCAGCUGAGGCUCCAAAGCCAAAGCACCCAUUGGAACUCUUGGGUAAGCCAAAGGCCGUCUUGGAUGAAUGGAAGAGAGUCUACUCUAACGAAGAAACCAGAGAAACCGCCAUUCCAUGGUUCUGGAAGAACCAAUACGACCCAGAAGAAUGGUCUUUGUGGAAGGUUGACUACAGAUACAACGACGAAUUGACUUUAACCUUCAUGUCCAACAACUUGGUUGGUGGUUUCUUCAACAGAUUGUCUGCUUCCACCAAGUACAUGUUCGGUUGUAUGGUUGUCUACGGUGAAAACAACAACAACGGUAUUACUGGUGCUUUCUUGGUCAGAGGUCAAGACUACAAGCCAGCUUUCGAUGUUGCUCCAGAUUGGGAAUCUUAUGAAUUCACCAAGUUGGACGCUUCUAACGAAGAAUCCAAGAACUUCAUCAACAACAUGUUCGCCUGGGACGAACCUGUUAUUGUUAACGGUGAAAAGAGAGAAAUUGCCGAUGGUAAGGUUUUCAAGUAAUCUCAUAGAUUGUAUAGUUAAUUUUACACCACAGAUUCCAUUAGGGUCUGUCUUUUUUUCUUUCAAAUAAUUAUUUAUAUUGUAACGUAACUCAUGAUAUAUAUAUAUACAACCGACAGAAGCCCAUGAGGUGACUUCUUCAAUAUGUCAACUUCCCUAAUCACGACGACCCUUCAACUUAGGAUACAAUCUAGCAGUAUGAUAAUUAAUAUUAUUUCUGGCACCUUGGUCACUCUUUUGAGUUUCCAUGCACUUUUUCAAAUCGUUAGCGAACGGUAAACAGACAGCAGCGCCAUCACCUCCGUUAGAAGCCCAACAGUUGAGCAAAGUGGACAUGGCAAGUGUGCAUGGAUUACUAGCUUGGGAUCCUGCACUCACAGGUCUUCUGAUACGUAAUUGUGGAAGAGGGGGGAGUCCCUUUGGUGGUGGUCCGACUUUCUUAUAAGCCAUGAUGUUAUAUUAUGAUAUAUGUAUAUGCCCGAAGGGGGGGGGGGAGGUGAGGUAUGGUCAACUGUUAU
Spathaspora passalidarum NRRL Y-27907 is the source of this 1781-nucleotide messenger RNA. RefSeq lists its product as uncharacterized. The transcript has a single exon. Gene Ontology annotation, cellular component: cytoplasm; nucleus. Gene Ontology annotation, molecular function: translation elongation factor activity. The coding region runs from base 22 to 1263 and encodes 413 amino acids. The record is from RefSeq and is a predicted model, not a curated record. Gene Ontology annotation, biological process: translational elongation. Lineage: Eukaryota; Fungi; Ascomycota; Pichiomycetes; Serinales; Debaryomycetaceae.